Messenger RNA from Prunus armeniaca (apricot), 483 nucleotides. The record is from the annotation of a GenBank genome assembly. Lineage: Eukaryota; Viridiplantae; Streptophyta; Magnoliopsida; Rosales; Rosaceae.
AUGUCUUCGUCAGAACCAAAGGCUCCACUUGCUGCGGUGGCAUGGGGAGCUGGAAAGCCUUUGGUGAUAGAGGAAGUGAAUGUGAAUCCGCCUCAGGCAAUGGAGAUAAGGAUCAAAGUCGCCUGCACCUCUCUCUGUCGCAGUGACAUCACUGCCUGGGAGUCUCAGGGAUGGGGGUUGACAGUUACACUUGGUGUGCCAAAAGUGAAGCCGGAGGUAACAGCUCAUUAUGGAAUAUUUCUUACUGGAAGAACAUUGAAGGGAUCUCUAUUUGGAGGAUGGAAACCUAAAUCUGAUCUCCCUUCAUUAGUAGAUAUGUACACAAAAAAGCUGGAAAAUCUACUGACAAUGUUUAGUCCUGGUUACAAGAAUGCGAUAGGGCAUGCCCAAACAAUUUAUCAUGUUGAAUUUAUAAACCAUCUAGGUGAGGAUGGUGAUAUCAAUGGACAAGUUGGGCUUGAGCCUUGGGCGGGAUGUCUCUGA